AGCAAACUCAAUUUGAGCUGGCAUUGAACCUGAACCUCUAUAAGCCACACUUUAUUUUGGAAUCAAGGACAUACCGGUGAGUAAAGUGAAGUCUUUCUCACGCGAGAAGGCAAGACAAUAUGCAAAUAAGCCAGGAAGGGCACACUGCCCAGAUGCCCUGUCUGUAGCCCGGGCUACAUUAGCCCCAGCCACUUCUUGAUCACGCUGCAGGGUUGGGCGCCUGCACUGUGGCGGGUCCCUUCCCAGGACCUUCCCAGGGUCUAAAGCCCUGGAAGCCGAGGACCUCCAAGGGAGCUUUAAAUUUCACUCAACUGGGGUCACUAGGGUAUGUGACAACAGACCUAGGCUACAUCUCUGUGGGCCUCAGUUUCCCUCAAUUUAAAAUGGGGGCUUUGGGGUAGGAUGAGAUCAUCUUCAAGUUUUCUUACAACUAUAACAUCCCUCCAAGACAAAAUAAAUGAUAAAAAAGAUCUGUGGCCGGUGAGACGGUUCAGCAGGUAAAGGCACCUGCCAACAAGCCUGACAACUUGAGUUCAAUUCCUCAAACCCACAAGGUGGAGGAGACAACUGAGCCCCACAAGUUGUCUUCUGACCUCUGCAUGUCUGCUAUGGCAGAAACACACAUACACACACGCACACACACACGCACACACGCACACACACACACGUAAUACAGAAUUUCAUAGAGAAAAGAUCAUGGAUAAAACCAAGCAGGGAGAUGAAUUGGCAUUUCAGACACAGCCAUAAAAUGCUCACUGGGUUAAAAUCUCCAAAAAAAGAAAAGAAAAAGAAAGAAAGAAAGAAAGAAAGAAAGAAAGAAAGAAAGAAAGAAGGAAGGAAAGAAAGAAAGAAAGAAGGAAAAAAAGAAAGAAAAAAAUCCAAAAAGAAGUUUGGAGCAAAGCCCCUGCCCAGGCCCUGCCAGCCCCAGCAGUAGCCUGGUCUGCCGGCCAGUCAGACAUCCGUGCCUGACCCUGCGGGAGUGUCCCUCCCCCCACCGCAGUCACAUGGCUGACCGCUACUGGACCCCAGAAGUCAAUCUCCAAUGCCCCAAAUACUGCUCAGCCUGGAAGCCACAGAAAGCCUUCCUGCCACCCAACAGGAGCUGAGCCAGGAGCUCUGGCCUUCCUGCGAUUUGGAGCCUGCUGUCCACUGCUAAGAACACACAGUGAUGAAGGUGGAAGAGGAGAAGGCUGGGGUCAAAAAGCUGGACCCCACAAGCUACAGGAGGAGACAGCCAGGACAAGAUUUCCCCUCAAUACAUAUUGGGUUUCCAGUCCCCAGUUGCUCUCACAGAAAGUGUGACUCAAAGGGGCACCUUUCAGGCCUGCAAAAAGUCCAGUGGGCCCUGCGGCCAGACGAACCACAGCAGGAGCUGACCGGUCCAGGGGUCCGGGCCAACAACCAGGGAGGCAGCGCGGAUUUUACCAAAAGGACGCGGUCUCCGGCUGCUGAGCAGCUGCAGGACAUCCUGGGGGAGGAAGAUGAGGCUCCCAACCCUACCCUCUUCACAGAGAUGGACACGCUACAGCAUGACGGGGACCAGAUGGAGUGGAAGGAGUCAGCCAGGUGGAUAAAAUUUGAAGAAAAGGUGGAGGAAGGAGGGGAGCGCUGGAGCAAGCCCCACGUGUCCACACUGUCCCUGCACAGCCUCUUCGAGCUCCGCGCCUGCCUGCAGACAGGGACGGUGCUGCUGGAUCUGGACAGUGGCUCCCUGCCACAGAUCAUAGAUGAUGUCAUUGAGAAGCAGAUAGAGGACGGACUUCUGCGACCAGAGCUCCGGGAAAGGGUCAGCUACGUGCUCCUGAGGAAGCAUCGUCACCAAACCAAGAAGCCCAUCCACCGCUCCCUGGCAGACAUUGGGAAGUCAGUCUCCACCCCGAAUCGCAGCUCUGGCCGGAGCCCCUCCACAGGCCCAGCUCUACACCGCUCCACGGAGGACCUGAGGAUUCGGCAAAGCACCAGUUAUGGUCAUCUGUGUCACGCCCAGAGUCGAAGCAUGAAUGACAUCUCUCAUACCCCAAACAUAGACCAGCGGAAAAACAAAUUCAUGAAGAAGAUCCCCAAGGACUCAGAAGCCUCCAACGUGCUUGUGGGCGAGGUGGACUUCCUGGACCAGCCAUUCAUUGCAUUUGUCCGUCUUGUCCAGUCUGCCAUGCUGGGAGGGGUGACAGAGGUCCCUGUCCCCACCAGAUUUCUGUUCAUUCUUCUAGGACCUUCUGGGAGAGCAAAGUCCUACAAUGAAAUUGGCCGAGCCAUAGCAACCCUCAUGGUGGAUGAUCUCUUCAGCGAUGUAGCUUAUAAAGCCCGCAACCGAGAAGAUCUGAUCGCAGGAAUUGACGAAUUUCUAGAUGAGGUCAUUGUCCUUCCCCCUGGAGAAUGGGAUCCAAACAUCAGGAUUGAGCCGCCGAAGAAAGUUCCCUCGGCUGACAAGAGGAAAUCUGUGUUUUCUCUGGCAGAGCUGGGCCAGAUGAACGGCUCUGUGGGCGGAAGUGGUGCCUUGGCUGGAGGAGGCAGCGGUGGCGGAGGCGCUGGAGGCAGCGGGGCCGGCGGAGCGGGCAGCGGCGACGAGGCUGAGAUGCCAGCUAUGCAUGAAAUCGGGGAGGAGCUGAUCUGGACCGGAAGGUUCUUUGGGGGACUUCGUCUGGAUGUCAAGAGGAAGCUGCCCUGGUUCCCAAGUGACUUCUAUGACGGUUUCCACCUCCAGUCCAUCUCUGCUGUUCUGUUCAUCUACCUGGGCUGCAUCACCAACGCAAUCACCUUUGGAGGGCUUCUGGGGGAUGCCACAGACAAUUACCAGGGAGUAAUGGAGAGCUUCCUGGGCACCGCCAUGGCUGGUGCCUUGUUCUGCCUCUUCUCUGGGCAGCCUCUCAUCAUCCUCAGCAGCACGGGGCCCAUCCUCAUCUUUGAGAAGCUCCUCUUUGACUUCAGCAAGGCCAAUGGCCUGGACUACAUGGAGUUCCGCCUUUGGAUUGGCCUUCACUCAGCCGUCCAGUGCCUUGUCCUGGUGGCCACAGAUGCCAGCUUUAUCAUCAAGUAUAUCACUCGCUUCACAGAAGAGGGCUUCUCCACCCUCAUCAGCUUCAUCUUCAUCUACGAUGCCAUCAAAAAGAUGAUUGGUGCCUUCAGUUACUAUCCCAUCAACACAGACUUCAAGCCUGACUCCAUCACCGCCUACAAAUGCGAGUGCGUCGCUCCUGACACAGUGCUGAAUACAACCACGGCCAACAACUCGGCCCCACUGGCACCGAACACCAACACGUCUCUGUACACCCCCCUUAACCUCACAGCACUGGACUGGUCCCUGUUGAGCAAGAAGGAAUGUCUGAGCUACGGCGGGAGCUUGCUUGGAAACUCCUGCCAGUUCGUCCCAGACCUGGCGCUCAUGUCCUUCAUCCUUUUCUUCGGAACUUACUCCAUGACUUUGACUCUGAAGAAAUUCAAAUCCAGCCGCUACUUCCCCACCAAGGUCCGGACCCUGGUGGCCGACUUUUCCAUUGUUUUCUCCAUCUUGCUGUUCUGUGGAAUCGAUGCCUGUUUUGGCCUGCAAACCCCCAAGCUGCAUGUGCCUAAUGUCAUCAAGCCCACACGGCCUGACCGAGGCUGGUUCGUCGCCCCCUUUGGGAAGAACCCCUGGUGGGUGUACCCUGCGAGCAUCCUGCCCGCCCUGCUGGUGACCAUCCUGAUCUUCAUGGACCAGCAGAUCACCGCUGUCAUUGUCAACCGGAAGGAGAACAAGCUGAGGAAGGCCGCCGGCUACCAUCUGGACCUGUUCUGGGUGGGCGUCCUCAUGGCCCUGUGCUCCUUCACGGGGCUCCCCUGGUAUGUGGCCGCCACAGUCAUCUCCAUCGCCCACAUCGACAGCCUCAAGAUGGAGACGGAGACCAGUGCCCCGGGGGAGCAGCCCCAGUUCCUGGGGGUCAGGGAGCAGAGGGUGACUGGAAUCAUGGUCUUCAUCCUGACAGGCAUCUCCGUCUUCCUGGCUCCUGUCCUGAAGUACAUCCCUAUGCCAGUGCUCUAUGGCGUCUUCCUGUACAUGGGCGUGGCCUCCCUGAACGGCAUCCAGUUCUGGGAACGCUGUAAGCUUUUCCUCAUGCCAGCCAAGCACCAGCCGGACCACGCCUUCCUGCGCCACGUCCCCCUCCGCAGGAUCCACCUGUUCACCCUGGUGCAGAUCCUCUGCCUGGCACUGCUCUGGAUCCUCAAGUCAACCAUGGCUGCUAUCAUCUUCCCCGUGAUGAUCUUGGGCCUUAUCAUUGUUCGAAGGCUCCUGGACUUGAUUUUCUCCCAGCAUGACCUGGCCUGGAUUGACAACAUCCUCCCAGAGAAGGAGAAAAAGGAGACAGACAAGAAGAAGAAGAGAAGAAAAGGGGUCCAUGAAAACACCGAUGAGGAGCCCCAGCUCCUCCCUCCCUCAGUUAUAAAGAUCCCCAUGGAAAGUGUUCCGUCUGAUCCCCAAAACGGUAUCCACUGUGUCGCCAGAAAAAGAUCUUGCAGUUGGAGUUACUCGCUCUGACUCUUCCUUCAGCGGUUCAGAACUAGAUCGAAGCAUCACCUUGCACUUCAAAAUCUCUUGUCCGGCUUCACCAACUUUCAGCUACCCACGGAGCCCCGUCUUCAUGGUGCCACAGGUGAAGAUAGAGAUGGAGCCUGACCUCAGCUUCACAGAUGAGGGCUACGGGAGAGAGGCGGGCACGGAGACCACCCUCUAGCAGACUCGGCUCUUCCCAGCUGGACACGGGGCAAGGGCUGGCCUUGCUAGAGGGUGUCAGCCCUUCAUUGUCUCCUUACCCACUGACCGUGCAGAGAACUGGAGGCUUUUUAGUGCCAUCCGACAGACACAAAGCUCUCUCCUUCCCUUUGCAGUUAGUAAACUGUCCAAAACGGAACCAUACGGCUUAAAAUGCCGCCCAGCAUAGCUCUAACCCUUCUAAGAGGAAAUAUUUUCCCAAGUUACAGGUAAGAUAAAUGGGCAGUGGUGGACUUAUAUUUAAAAUAUAUACUGAUUUAGUAUCUUCUAUUUAAAAUAAAUACCGAUGUAGUGUCUUUUAAAGAUUAGGUGGAAAUCUAAACGCCUUGAAGGUCUGAGUGUGUUCUGCAGGGUUGAUGUUUGCAAAUGCCCAGGAGGCCUGUCAGUCCCCUCCUCUGGCUCACGUUAGGGCCUCUGUACAGUGAGCUCUGAAAACCCAAUCCUAAAAUUAUUAGUGGAAGAACCUGUGUGUGGAUGGAUUGUUUUUGUUUGAGGUGGGUGUUCUCUAUGUACCCUCAGCUUUCCUGGAACUCCCUAUGGAUCAAGCUGGCCUCCGAACUCAGAGAUCUACCUGGCUCUGAGCGGAUUGUUUUUAAGGCAAAAUAGUGCUCACUAACUGAACUCUAAAGCCACAUUAGGUCAACCAAAUGACCUUUUAAAUGUCACUGGCACCCUAACCUGGACUCCGCUUAUGGUGCAUUUGAAUAGGACCCCCUUUUUCCCUGCACAGUUCUGCAACAGCUACAGCCCAAACUCCCAAUCUCACCAACGUUGCUGGUUAGGCAGCUAAUGUUUAUAAUCCAACUAGUACUGGUCAAGUGGUUGAAGAAACACCAUUCCCAACUGGAGUUAGACUGCCAAGCUCUUCACUGAUCCAAACCCUUUCCCAGAUAAAAUUGUUCAUCUUCCUCUGUACCAAUCCUGGGAGAGCUAGCAACACACGUCUCAAGGCUUCACUGAUGCGUGAUAGCACUCCAUCCAGAUUAAACCGUAGCAUGGUCCAGACUCAGAGGGAAGCGUGCUUUGUUAAUCAAAUGAGCUGGGAAACUGGUUAGCUUCUAAACGGUUGAUGUAAAUCAAUCCAUGUAAUUUUUACCUUAAAUAUCAUUUAUAUUUUGUAUAUACAUGAACUCUUUAGCCUUGGUAGCCUUUAAUAUGUUGGUGUUAUUACUUCUCCAUUCACUUAGGAAUUUAUUUUCUAUUUCUAAUGUAAACUGCACUUCAAUAAAACUUAAUUGUGU
Molecule: messenger RNA, 5988 nt
Organism: Meriones unguiculatus (Mongolian gerbil)
Lineage: Eukaryota; Metazoa; Chordata; Mammalia; Rodentia; Muridae
Gene: Slc4a5
Product: solute carrier family 4 member 5
Exons: 27
Coding region: 1169-4513 (1114 amino acids)
Biological process (GO): monoatomic anion transport; renal system process; transmembrane transport
Cellular component (GO): plasma membrane
Molecular function (GO): monoatomic anion transmembrane transporter activity; sodium:bicarbonate symporter activity; solute:inorganic anion antiporter activity
Source: RefSeq, a predicted model, not a curated record